UGAAGCAUCCAGCCUGCCGAACAAGCUUGCUUUUAGGGUCAGGAACUGGUCUGACAAGAGAAUGGCAAUCCUGCCUUUAAACUGUCAUUAGGACUGUACGGUUGACGAUGAAUCUACCAGAGCUCCGGGCUCAAAGACGAAACACUGAGCAAGAGAAUGUGAAGACAUAUUUCAGGACAUUGUGAGUGCUACUAAAGAUGUCUGAUAGUGUCGAUAUUGAAGAGAAACCACCAGCCCCCCCCUUGAGAAUGAACAGUAGUUCCCGAGACUCUUCAUUGUUGAAUCACGCCUCUAAACCGCUUCCAAUGGCUCCUGAAGAGAAAAACAAGAAGGUCCGCCUGCGCUCCAUCUUCCCCGGGGGAGACAAGACAAACAAGAAAAAGGAGAAGGAACGCCCUGAGAUAUCCCUACCUUCAGACUUUGAACACACCAUUCAUGUUGGCUUUGAUGCUGUAACAGGAGAAUUCACAGGUAUCCCAGAGCAGUGGGCACGGCUCCUACAGACCUCGAACAUCACUAAACUGGAGCAGAAGAAGAACCCACAGGCUGUGUUGGACGUCUUAAAGUUCUACGACUCCAAAGAGACUGUCAACAACCAGAAGUACAUGAGCUUCACCUCGGGAGACAAGUCGGCACAUGGGUACAUAGCAGCAAACACUCUGAACCGACUGCUGUCAUCUGGGCCUCCUGUCAGCCUUAGAACCUGCAGCGCAUUAUUUGACAAGGCUGCCAAAACAUCAUCAUCAGAGCCUCCAAUCGCCCCACCUGUGUCAGAAGAGGAGGAUGAGGAAGAAGAGGAAGAAGAAGAGGAGGAGGAAGAAGAGGAUGAUGACGAUGAACUUCCUCCAGUCAUUGCGCCUCGGCCGGAGCACACCAAAUCUAUCUACACGCGUUCCGUCAUGGACCCACCAAAGCCUCCAACCCCAGUCAAAGAAGUGUUGACUCCUCCGGAGUCACAGGUUCAACCGGAGAACACGUCCAACACAAUGUAUCGCCACACUGACCGCCAGAGGAAGAAGUCUAAAAUGACAGAUGAGGAGAUUCUGGAGAGACUCAGGAGUAUUGUGAGCGUGGGGGAUCCCAAAAAGAAGUACACACGCUUCGAGAAAAUAGGACAAGGAGCGUCCGGCACUGUGUACACCGCCAUCGAUAUAGCAACCGGCCAAGAGGUGGCCAUCAAGCAGAUGAACCUGCAGCAGCAACCCAAGAAAGAACUGAUCAUCAAUGAGAUCUUGGUGAUGAGGGAAAACAAAAACUCCAAUAUAGUGAACUACCUGGACAGUUACUUGGUAGGAGAUGAGCUAUGGGUGGUGAUGGAGUAUUUGGCCGGUGGUUCGUUGACAGAUGUAGUGACUGAGACCUGCAUGGACGAGGGCCAGAUUGCUGCAGUCUGCAGAGAGUGUCUUCAAGCCCUGGACUUCUUACACUCCAACCAGGUGAUCCAUAGAGAUAUAAAAAGUGACAACAUCCUCUUGGGUAUGGACGGAUCUGUCAAGCUCACCGACUUCGGCUUCUGUGCCCAGAUCACUCCAGAGCAGAACAAGCGCAGCACAAUGGUGGGAACGCCCUACUGGAUGGCACCAGAGGUGGUAACUCGGAAGGCUUAUGGCCCAAAAGUGGAUAUCUGGUCUCUGGGAAUCAUGGCAAUAGAGAUGGUGGAGGGAGAACCGCCCUACCUGAAUGAGAAUCCACUCAGGGCACUGUACCUGAUAGCUACCAACGGGACUCCAGAGCUGCAGAACCCAGAGAGGCUGUCAUCUGUGUUCAGGGACUUCCUCAAUCGCUGUCUGGAGAUGGAUGUGGACCGCAGAGGCUCCGCCAAGGAGCUGCUCCAGCAUUCCUUCCUCAAGCUGGCAAAGCCUCUAUCCAGCCUGACGCCUCUGAUUGUAGCUGCAAAGGAAGCCAUAAAGAACAGCAGUCGCUAGGGUGUGCCCUCUGUCCCCACCUGAGGCUGGAGCCCUGCCUGUGAUGUGUGCGUUCAUGGGGGCAGGGGCUUGGGUGUAUGGGUGGUGGGUGACGUGACAGUGACAGCACAAGGAGGGGGGUUUGUGUGACAUACAGUGACAGCACAAGGACAAAAGACCCCCAGGCCUCAUAUGUAGGAUGGACAUCUGGCCUUGCAGCCUCUUGGCCAAUGCUGCUGAACAGACCUUGCCUCCUCGUUUACUUCUCCAGCAAUCUGUACAUGUAGAGCAGUCCAUCACAAGUAUGUGUGUGCGAGUGUGGGUGUGUGUGUGUGUUCAAACUGUGCACAUCUCUUUGUGUCAUAUGUCUUGUUUGGCAGCAGUCGCUCUCCAAACUAAGAAAAAAUCGUAAAGAAAAUGUGCUCAUUUUCAAGAAGAAACGUCAGGAGCUAAGAGGAGUAACUGACGAAACUGAAGAGCCUGUGACUCCUCCCCUGUCCAGCUUUAGGCUUUUCUUUCCUGUAGUCCCUCCAUGGAGCACAAUCAGGCCACACUUGCACCUGCAGUGACCAGCUGAUGUGAGAGAGUGACUCUGGGACCCAAUCUUUGCCUGCAUGACUAUGGCUCUGUGGAGAAACAUUGCUACUCCUCUGCGGAUUGUCACAAGGUGGCGUAUUUAUGUGUAUGUGUGUGCGAGUGAAUGUGUGUAGGGGUGCAGCUACAGGGGAAACAUUCAAGAAUAAUUUCACAUGACCUAUGCCAGCUUUAAACAUCUUUCAUUAAUCCGCUUCACAUUGGUGAAGAGAUACGGGUCUCUUAUUUCAUUUGAGCCCACUUCUCUCAGUGUCUGUCAUAGAGUCACUGGAGUUCAGGUUAUCUGCAGAUCAUUUGCAGGUUUUCUCUCUAAAACUGACUACAUGUUAUCAGCUUUAAUGCUCUGAAUAUUUAAAAAUACUGAAACACUAUUAGGGCACAAUUUGUCUACAUAAAACAUUAAAUUUAACCAGAACUAUAAUGUGAUCCAGCUGUAGAUCAUAGAAGCAAAUAUUUGAUUCUAAAUAUAUAAUAGAGGAAAGUUAAUACAUAUUCAGUUGUUUUGGUGGUCAUUUUUGUGAUGUAGUUAGAGACACUUGCACUGACAUGUAGAUGAUGUGUCGCACACCUAAAUCACUCGGGAAAAUAUUAGAAUUACUAUAAAAUGGUACCAGCUGCAUUGUCCAAUGUGAAAAAUUCUGCAAAUCGUUCUUAAAUGCAUUCAUACAUAAUACAUACUGUAGCAUUCGGUGUGUAAAAGCAUCUCAAAUAGGAUUAUUCAUAGAUAUUCAGUAUGUGUGUCUUAAUGAAUGUCAAUCCCUGCUUUUUAUCAGGCAAUUAAGUACGAAAUACUGUAGAAGUAAAAACAAAUUCUAAAUCAGAGACUCAACAGAAAUAUAAAUGCUUUCAUUUAAAUAUCUAUAUUUGACGAGGGAUUUUCCUUUUUGAGCUGCUGGCACACAGUGGAUUGACAUUUCAGCCUUUAUUCUAAAACUGUGGCAAACAGAAGGUCAUGUAAUUAUUUACCUACAGAGAGUUGGAGGUCUAGUGCCACACUUUGUCACAGUUUCUAAUAGUGCCCCAAGCAUCCCUGUGACCUUAAACCCUUAGCAGGAAAGAUGCCUGUGAUAAAAAAAAACAUGCAAACAUAGGUCAAAAUGGCAAACACAUGGAGGGAGAAAGACAUUUUCUUCGUCAUGUAAUUGAUCAGUUAUUUAAUCAGCUAUUUGUGCUGACUUAAAAUGAUUUUCCCUUUGAGAGAGAUCUAAACUUUAAAGUAUGAAAGGAAAUGUAAUAUGCAGAUAAAAGAAGUAACUUCAGUUUAAAUGUGAUGAAAGUGAUGAUGAUUCCUCAUUAUUAAGUCUUCUUAUAUUGCAGAAUACAUUAUAUAACUGUGAUGUUUGGAUUAAGUGCUAACCAAAAUCCUGGCCUGCCUGUUCAGGUGAAAAUACUGAAUAUACAUGGAUAUUCACGUCUUAUGAGGCACCAGUUGUCCUCCUCGCCCACCCUCAUCCCCUCUCUGUCCUCUCUUUUGGUAUUUAAGAUGCUGCUCAUUCAUGCUUCAGUGUCCUUUUGUCUUUUAAUGGUGUCUUAUGUGACUUUCUUUCAUAUGCUCUAUUCUUUUUGAAGUGGCGUUUUUGGAACGUGUGGCGGAUUAGAGAGGGGGAAUGUUAUCCACUGAGCGAAGUACCAAGUGCCAUUUUAUGAUUGUACCUUGUCCUGAUGAGCACUGAAAACAGAAACUGAAGUAGAGGCUCAUAUUGUUUGCUUACAGUCCUUCCAUACAUGGUUAGCGUUUAAACUCAUUCCUGUACAGAAGUUAUCUUGUGUUGGUGUGUUGUGUGGUAGCUUUGUCAGGCAUUUCCCGUGUAGCAUCCCUCCGUGUGUGAGUGGUGUGUGUUUGUGUGUGUUAGGGGGCUACCUCAAUCUGCACUAGAAGAUGCCUCACUCGUGUUGUCCACCUUAACUUUGAGGUGCAGGGUAGCUGCUUAGUCAUAUUGUACCUCCAUUGUACAGCAAAUGUACAGAAGAUGAAGGAGUGAAUUUAGACAGGAGGAUGCAACAGAACUCAUGCAUGUAAAACAAACUAUACACUGUAUCUCAUCUUCAAAUAGGUUAAGAUUGUUAGGAUAUGUAUGUAUGUAUGUAAAUAUGAUGGGAGAAAACCCCUUUUUUCAGAAUUAUGUAACUUAAAAUGACAAUAUUCAGGUUGCUCUAUGGUAUGUAUCAAUAAAUGUUUUGCACCCUGGAAAAUCAAAAAAGACAAAAACAAACACACACACGCUGUCUCUGCACUCCUGGAUCCAGCUCUCCUGUUUGGGCUUUAUCGGACACUCCUUCAUCUGGACAGAGAGCCGAUGGAUGCAGCACUCUGUGUGCGGGCCCACACAGUCUGUCCUGAGUACCACUGCUGGGUGUUAGAACAUGUAUGUGUGUGUGCGGUAGGUGUGGCUGGCCUGUCAGGAAGCUCCUCGGGCCCUGGGACGUUUGGCCUUUGCCCCAUGUACAGGUCUGAACUAUGAGCACAAAGGUGAAUUUCGGGACGAGAGACACUGCUGACGUGCCCCUUUUCUGUGGUUGCUCCUGUACAUUCCUAUCUUCUGAAUGUGUAAACCUGUACACGUGGUGUGAAAAUUCCUCUAUUAAUGUGUAUCAAGAGAAUGGAACAAAGACAAAAAAUGUUACUUUUUAAAUUAUUAUUAUCAUUAUUAUUAUUAUUACUCUUAUUAUUGUCUAGCUUUGUAAAACUGCUGAUCCAUCUGGCAUACCUCAGCAGGCCCUUCCCCAUCUUUGAAAAAGGACAAAUGAGUGACGGGGAAAUGAGGUUUUGGAUAAACUAUUUUUAAUUGUGGUUGAAGCAAUAGACUUUUUGAACUUUGAAUUGUGCAUGGCUGUGUCUUGAGUGUAAAAAAACAAAAUAUUGCAGUUUGGGAACUGGACUGAAAUAAAAGAGGAAGAAAACCAGA
Morone saxatilis (striped sea-bass) is the source of this 5404-nucleotide messenger RNA. Its product is annotated as serine/threonine-protein kinase PAK 3. The coding region runs from base 198 to 1925 and encodes 575 amino acids. Gene Ontology annotation, molecular function: ATP binding; protein serine/threonine kinase activity. Gene Ontology annotation, biological process: intracellular signal transduction; regulation of MAPK cascade; regulation of axonogenesis. The transcript is spliced from 16 exons. The record is from RefSeq and is a predicted model, not a curated record. Lineage: Eukaryota; Metazoa; Chordata; Actinopteri; Moronidae. Gene Ontology annotation, cellular component: cytoplasm.